CCAAAACGACCUAAAACAGACAUAAAAUUAUACAACCACAAAUAGAUGCAAAAUUACUAUCUACAGCCGGGGCCCAUUGUCUCAUACUCUGUCUGUGAAUGCAUCAGUGUUGAUCCAGUGUCAGUCAUGAUUGAAAACCUUGACAUUUAUUCAAAAUUGAGCGUAACAAGCGCUUUUCAGUCUGGUUGACAACACUGUUGAUUCAGUCAUAUUUUGACAGCUGAUGACAAGCUGCACCUCAAUAAUAAAUGUACUUUUACUGCUGCAUUCAUUCAUUUCAAAAGCUUUAUUAGCACCAAAACAAAAUUAACAUCAGCAAGCAAAUAUCAAACAUCAACAAUCAUUUUGAAUAUAAUAAUAAAAUUCAUUAAAUAAAGGUUAUAUGUCAUUAUAUGUCAACCUAAUAUUUUCUACAGUGUAUAUAUAAAGCUGUUGACACUGUUAUAAAUAAUUAUAACAGAUUUAUUGCGGUGUGUUCAGUGUGUUGAUCUGCUCCCCUCCUGCGAUGAACACUUGUAGGUACAACCUCCACUGAGCAUGCGCAGAACCGUCGGUCGCCUAUAUUUGUUCCCAGACAUCAUCACAGGUUGAACUGAACAUCUUCUCCCACAAAGAGGCAUCUUUCCGUCUCUCUCUCGUUUCCUUUUUUUUUUAUUUAUUUAUUCGUGCUUUCUUGUCCUCGCUGCCGCCGCUGCUGCCGCUGCGGUGUCAAAACAACAAGCACGGAGGGAGUAGAAGCCAUAAGAUGAAGAAACGCUAUGUGGACGCGAACAGGCUGAGGAAAAUGAAAAAACUGAAAAUAACGGAGAGGCUGUCUGAGAGCGCGUAUACCUUCCUGAAGUUUAUGAUGAUGUGGACACUGGUGCUGCUGGCAGAUUUCAUCCUUGAAUUCAGACUGGAGUACCUGUGGCCAUGCUGGCUCUUUUUUGGAAGUGUUUACACCACUUUCCACUGCCACGGGCUGGUUAUUUGUGUUGUUUUUGUUUGUGCUGCCUUCACACUUGACAUCUUUUGUUUGAUUUUUGUUCCUUUGCACUGGCUGUUCUUUGUGGCGAGCACCUAUGUAUUAUUCAAUUACAUAUGGCAUACAGAGAAGGGCAUCUGCAUUUCGACAGUGUCCCUGUGGAUCCUGCUUGUCUACACAGAGGCUUCACUUCGACUCAAAGACCUUAAAACCUCUCAUGCCAACCUGUCUCAUCUUUUUGCUGCACACUGUAUUGGAUAUCCUGUAGUAUAUCUGGGGUUUGAUGCAACCUGCUACUUCACCAACAUCUUUAAGCUGCGCAUACAGAAAGCUGUGCAGAGUGAGAACGACUUCCACAUGCACCUCCUGCAGCACUCGCUCCCUCCAGGCCUGCAGGUUUUCCCCAAGACCGGCACAGAUGGCAGCGGCAAUUCAAAAUGGAAGAUAAAGCCUGAAUCGAGUCAGUAUCAGUGUCAGAACGGUGCUGUAAUGACCCAUGACGAGGUGCACACUGUGGAUUGCCUCCAGAUCCGCAGCGAGGAGAGAGCAACAGAGAAAGGAGCGCAGGAGGUGAAGUCGGUUGAAUCACACCGUCGGCCAUCAUCAUCAUCAUCCAAACACAGUGUCAGCGAGUCCAGGGAUCUGCUCCACGGUGGGGCAGGAGGACCAGAAUCGUCCUCCACAACCCCAGAUAAUCUACCUCAAGAGGAGCAGGGGAGCAAAGCCACGCGGGCAGCUAAAAACUCCUCGCCAAAAGCCCGCCGAGGCAGCACAAACACCCCCUCACCGCCUGCAGCGAGAACUGAGAAGAAGCAGAGAUCCAGCUCCAAAACAAUCAGCCCCAACCGGGACGUGACAGACAAGAGUACCGCAGCGGCUCAGAAUUACCACGCCGAACAGAUGAGCAAGCUGGAGCAGGAGCUGAGGAGGCUGAAGGGGGAGCUGCAGGCGAGCAGGCAGAGCGAGCAGGAGCUGCGAAGUCACGUCUGCAACUUAACGAACAGCGAGAGGUCCCUGAGGCCAGAGGUUUCCCUGCUCAGACAGUCCAACAUGCUGCUGCAGAGCAAGAUUCUGUGUUUGACUAAAACCAAGCAGCGGGACAAACAGACCAGUGUGGUGCUGGAGAAGAAGACCAGAGCAGAGACAGAGGCCAGACUCUCUGCUGAGAAGCAGUUGGCUGAACUUCAGGCUCAGAAACUGGAGGAGGCAGCCAGCACAGCGCGGAGCCUCACAAACAGGCAGGAACACUCUGAAACCCAAAUGUUAAGGAAAAGAGUUAAAGAUCUAGAGACAGAGUACAAACAACUACAGCUGGAGUAUCAAGUGAAAGAGAGUCGGGUGGUAGAUCUAGAGAGUGAUGUUGAGGCUUUGGGAAAGUACCGCUGUGUGGAGAAAGAGACGGACAUGCUGCUAUCCACUCUGUCAGCCAUGCAGGAGAAAGCUCAGCAUCUGGAGUACAACCUGAGCGCAGAGACUCGCAUCAAACUGGACCUGUUCUCUGCUCUGGGAGACGCCCGCCGACAGCUGGAAAUCGCUCAAGAUAAAGUGAUGAAGCAGGACAGGGAGAUCAGUGAGAUGAAGCAGAAGAUUGCUGAGGUGAUGGCCGUCAGCCCCGGUGUUUCCUACAUGGCUCCUCGGCCUCCUGUGCCGCAGUAUCUCACCAAGCUGCUCAACUCUGAGCGCUACAUGCUAAAUCCACGAGCACUGAUGUACCAGUGUCUCAAGAAAUAAGAGAUGCCAGAUCCUCAGACCUCCUCGUCAGACCCUUCCAUCCCAAACCGGAGAGGGAGGUGUUUAAUGGAUUUUAUUACAGAGCUAAAUGACACCACAGUCAUCUUACUUCCAGCCAUGAGUGGAACCAGAAUGAGCCUCCACGAGUCGAAUGCCUUUAGCUGCACUGAUGGUGCUAACCUGACAUCAUUCUGUAUAUUUCAUGUUUCCUCUCACAUCAAGGGUUGAAGAGUUUGACUCCAAAAUGAGAUAUCUGAUAUGCAGAGCUGCUGUAGGCACGAGUUUAAUGUAACGAUCCACCCGCCCUAACAGCAUAAACCGUCUAAUUGGGAUGCAACAGAGCAAAAAGCACAACAUCUCCUCUAGUUCAGACACUGGAGGUUUGUCUAAAUGAUGCUGGAUUUGGGCUUUUUUUUCUUUUUCUUUUUCUUUUACACAAGCGACAUAAGAGUAAAUGAAGCAUUUUCUAAGCAGCCGUAAAUGUUUUGUCAGAACAGAACUGGACCUAGUCAAUCUUCCUCUCUCCUCUACAAUCCGAAAUGAUCUCAGAUCAGUGAUUAUGAAUUCAUUGUUUACUCAUGUUCAAAUGUUACAAGCAGAUAAAUCUCACUACCCCACAGACAGACCACCCAUCCACUGCAGCUUUCAAAGACCUGAAGACAACUCUGUACGGUGUAGUUCCUGGCAUGAACGUAAAAGUAACCAUUCAAUAUUAAUUCAGUCUAAGUAUUAUUCCUAUACAGAGUUGUAAGAGUUUAGGAAAUAUAAUCACCAUUGUUGUAAUUAUUGUUAUCUUGAUCUGCAGUGAUACUGAUAAAAUCUUUUAAAAUAACAUGGUCAAUUAUAAUUUAUACAUUUGAGUCAAAAGAUUUUUAGUGUUUACUUGAACAAAUUCUCUAAUUGGCCUUUUAAGAGGAAGAGCACAGGUAUUACUAAUAACAUGAACGAUGGCUCUGCUCUGUUAAAGUGUCCCAGUAAACCAUGACAGUGUGGCAGUGAGCCAGCCUGCACAAUGUCAGAAAAGUGAAACUGAAGCAGCCAUCAUUAAUUUUAUUAUUUCCACCUCUUGCUUUUCCUACUGUUAUGUGUCAAAAUGUUGCCUGUGGAAAAAGGCUUCUUGUUAGAAAUACAGUAUAUGUCCUGAAGUGUUUUAGAUUUCAAGCUGAAACACAUUUUUGGUUCAGUUAGAUGUAUGAAACUGUGAACCAUAUCUCAAUACAUGUCAUACUGUGGUAUGAUUAUAGAAUGAUGAUAACAAUUGAAUUAUCUCCUAGCCCAGAGCCCUAGCUCUGUUUAUCGACUUUCACUGAAUUUAAAACAAAGAGGUCGCCUUUAUUUGAUGAAAUACAAAUACUCUACAUACAAGUUUAAUUGUUAACCGACAUAAUUAGCGUACUCUAUUUUCUUUAAGUAUGCCACAAAAUGCUGGUUCCUGUACAUAGAGGAUUAUUUGAAUUGUGAAUUGAAUUGUGUUGAAUUAACACUUAAAUCAAUUUUUUUUUUUUUGGUUGCAAUCCUUCAGAGUUGGAAUAUUUCUAUUUAAGAAGGUGUUGUCUUUAUCUGAAAUUUCUAGACUGCUAGCUGGGAGUUUCCUGAGAACAAUUAAGUUUAAUUGUCAGAGUGACCUGAUAAAAGUCGAGGAGAUGCAGUAAGAGGACCUCACUGUGAGCGGUGAUUAUCUGUGUUGGUUUCCACUGAUGGUUAAUAACUACAUUUUAAUAUUUGGCAGCUCUGUGCUCCACCAUAUCCAACUUUGAGAAAAGUGUGAAACAGUGGACUGACUGGUCACUCAGAAUUCAACUUUGUCCCUGAGUUAAAGCGGAGUUGUGAAUAACAAUAAGGAAUGGUGUUGACCAAACAUGGUUCAUGAAUUUAAUUACUGUGCCUAUAUACAUUACUUUCAAACUGGGAAGUAAACACAAAUUUAAUGUGAAAGAGUAAUGUGUUUGAAUUGAAGUGCUAUGUACUGUUUUUGUAGUUUUAUUGUUUUGUUUCGUUUUUUUACUCAAUGUACAGAAUUGAAAAUAACCACGCCGCUGAAAAACACUCAUGAACUGGAUGUCGCCAUUUUGGUAGCUUUUUAUUUAGAGUGCAUUUCUAGGGCGUUUUAUAUAUAAAAAAAUAUUUUUUAGUCUCGCUGUACUUUUAUUAUACUGCUGUAAUUUUGUACGGCAAUGUGUUUGUCAGCAUGAAAUGUGUUUUAUUCAACUGUUAUUUGAGCACACAUUGUGACUUUAAGUAUGUACAUGAAUAUACUUGUACAAGGGCUACAGUUUCUUAAAAUUUUGAACAAAUAAUUGUUAAUUCAGACAGUGAUGCUCUGAGGGUAGAGAUCACACUCCUGUUUUUUGUAUAAAUAAUUUGAAGUGAA
Molecule: messenger RNA, 5066 nt
Organism: Lates calcarifer (barramundi perch)
Lineage: Eukaryota; Metazoa; Chordata; Actinopteri; Centropomidae
Product: macoilin-1
Exons: 11
Coding region: 746-2695 (649 amino acids)
Biological process (GO): neuronal signal transduction
Cellular component (GO): rough endoplasmic reticulum membrane
Source: RefSeq, a predicted model, not a curated record